This is a messenger RNA of Malania oleifera, 1180 nucleotides long. RefSeq names its product glutathione S-transferase F9-like. The record is from RefSeq and is a predicted model, not a curated record. Gene Ontology annotation, molecular function: glutathione binding; glutathione transferase activity. Lineage: Eukaryota; Viridiplantae; Streptophyta; Magnoliopsida; Santalales; Ximeniaceae. Bases 461 to 1096 code for a protein of 211 amino acids. The transcript is spliced from 3 exons. Gene Ontology annotation, cellular component: cytoplasm.
UUUUUAAAAGAAGAAAUAUGAUUCUUUAUUCAGAUGGAGAAAAGCAUCAAGCAAGCAGCUCGAGGAAAGCAGAACUAAAAUCUGAAGGCAUGGACCCUAUCCGAUCACAGACAAUGAUCCCCCUUUUCUCACUCAUGUGUUUGAUUAAUGGAGUCUCAGAAAUAUAUAGGGUCUGUUUCAGUGUGAGAAAUAAUUUUUAUUUUUUAUAAAAUUAUAAAUAAAAAAAAAGUAAUUAAUUAUUAUUUUUUAUAAUGAAUAACAAUAAAUAUUUUUAACAUUAUUUUCUUGUGAAAAUGAUGAGUACUCUCUAUUCAAUUCAUCAAACGCGAGAGCUGACAAAUGAGAAAAGCCAUUGGGUGAUGACUAGUCCAUCUUGAAUAUAUAUAUAAAGCAAGAGAUAGAUGGAAAGAGGCACAUCGAUCCAUCACCAGCGCCACACAGCAGUACUACUGCUGCGACAAUGGUAGUGAAGGUUUACGGGUCAGCCUGCGCUGCCUCAAAGCGAGUGGUGGCCUGCCUCGUGGAGAAGGAGAUCCAGUUCGAGACCGUCCCCGUCGAUGUCUCCAAAGGACACCAUAAACAACCUGACUUCCUCAAAUUACAGCCCUUUGGGUUAGUUCCUGUUAUUCAAGAUGGGGACUAUUCUUUAUUUGAGUCCCGUGCAAUUAUGAGGUACUAUGCAGAGAAGUACAAGGACCAAGGGACUAAUUUGCUGGGAAAGACAAUAGAGGAAAGGGGAGUAGUUGAGCAAUGGCUGGAGGUUGAAGCACACAACUACUUCCCUCCGGUGUACAACUUGGCAAUUCACAUCAUGUUCUACUCUAUUUUGGGCGUUCAGCCAGACUCCAAAGUCAUUGAAGAGAGCGAACAGAAGCUUGCAAAGGUGUUGGACAUUUAUGAGGAGAGGCUAUCAGAGAGAAAGUACUUGGCUGGGGAUUUCUUCAGCCUAGCUGAUCUUUCCCACCUUCCCUUCACCCAGUACUUGGUGAAUGACAUGGGGAAGGACUAUAUGAUAAGGAAUAGGAAGCAUGUGAGUGCUUGGUGGGAUGAUAUUAGCAGCAGGCCAUCUUGGAAGAAGGUUCUGCAACUUUGUUGAGUGCUAGUUUAAUUGGUAUUGCUUUUAAAUAAUGUAAAAUUAUUUUCGAUACAUAAAAUUUCAAGUGAUGAUUUGGAUUUUAAA